Messenger RNA from Myxocyprinus asiaticus (Chinese sucker), 5398 nucleotides. Its product is annotated as son of sevenless homolog 1-like. Gene Ontology annotation, molecular function: structural constituent of chromatin; DNA binding; protein heterodimerization activity. Gene Ontology annotation, cellular component: plasma membrane; nucleosome. The transcript has 24 exons. Lineage: Eukaryota; Metazoa; Chordata; Actinopteri; Cypriniformes; Catostomidae. The record is from RefSeq and is a predicted model, not a curated record. Gene Ontology annotation, biological process: Ras protein signal transduction; positive regulation of GTPase activity. Bases 1023 to 5021 code for a protein of 1332 amino acids.
GUCAUCACACGCUCAGUGUUUUUGCUCGGUCUCUUUGAAACGGCGCAGAGAUUCUGUUUUUAUACCUUCAGUUUUCCUCUAACUUUGGACUUUUGCGCUUCAUCUGAUGUCCGGGUGUUUGUUCUCGCGUUUGCGGAGCGGCGCGAUGCGCGAGUGAUGCGGAAUGCGCUGUUUUCAGUCAGUUUCUGAGGCAUUUUAUUGCGCAUGUUCAUGAACCGCCCGAAUGAACGCGGAUCAAUAAAACACUGCGAUCUGUUCAAACGUCUGAUUAAAUCACUCUCAUCUGAUCAGACAUCAACAUUAUAACAUCGAGACACGAGAGCACUUAGGCUUUCGACGCGGAAGCGCGGGCCUGUAGUCCAGUAAACUCAGCCUGAUCAGUCUGAUCGAUACCUGAUCGAUCCCUGAUGCUGGGGACAACAGACAUCCUCCUGAACCUGGAGGAGAUGCGCCCACACUGAUUAGCACAAAAUUAUGCCAGAUACAUGCACUUCUAUCUUCAUAUGCGAGAUCCUGAUCAGUCUGAUUGAUACUUGGUCAAUAAUUGAUCAAUAACAGAUGCUGAGGACCUCAAACAUCCACAUGGACCUAGAGAAGAUUUACCAACACUGAUCAGCACAAAAUUACUGGAGAUACACACAUCGUUCUGUGCAUCUCUUGAGAUCCUGAUCAAUAACUGAUCAAUAACUGAUGCUGAGGACCAAAAACACCCGCCUGACUUUGGGGGAGACGCACACAUUCUGAUCAGCACAGAAUUCUAUCAGGUACACACCCCUCUCUUUGCAUAUGUGACGUCCUGAUCAGUCUGAUCGACAUCUGAUCAAUAACAGAUGCUGAAGAGUGAUUGACGGAUCUUUAUCAUCUUUCUCGCCUUUGUCCAUCAGUGUGUCUCUGGGCUGGUCUGGACACACACCCGUGAGGAUGCCAUGUUUACACUAGACAGGUGUGCUCUUCCUCUGGCUGGAUGUUCUGAGCAGGUGUGUCCGAUCAGGUGGAUGUGAGACACACACACACAUACAGUCAUGCAGGCUGCGCCCUUCCAGUACGAUUUCUACAGUGAGGAGAACGCACCCAAAUGGAGGGGAUUACUGGUGCCAUCACUCAACAAGGUGUUGAAUCAGGUGCACCCGAAGCUGUCGUCCCAGCAGGAGGCGCUGCAGUACAUCGAGGGUUUGAUUCUGGUGCUGCUCAACACGCUCUGUCAGGCGCAGCCGCGCACCGUACAGGACGUGGAGGAGCGUGUGCAGAGGAGUUUCCCUCACCCUAUAGAGAAAUGGGCGAUCGCGGAUGCCCAGGCUGCUAUAGAGAAGAGGAAGAGGAGGAACCCUUUAGCCCUGCCGGUGGAUAAGAUUCAUCCGCUUCUAAAGGAGGUUCUGGGAUAUAAGAUCGAUCAUCAGGUGUCUGUGUACAUCGUAGCAGUGCUUGAAUAUAUCUCAGCAGACAUACUGAAGCUGGCGGGAAAUUACGUACGCAACAUUCGCCAUUAUGAGAUCUCACAACAGGACAUCACUGUGGCCAUGUGUGCUGAUAAGGUGUUGAUGGACAUGUUCCAUCAAGUUGAGGAGGACAUCAGUGUGUUUCCUCUGAUGGAUGAGGAACCAUCAGCGUCCGAAGAACAGAUGUAUUAUGACCUGGUGAAAGCGUUCAUGGCCGAGGUACGACAGUAUCUGCGAGAUCUCAACCUCAUCAUCAAAGUGUUCCGCGAGCCGUUCGCUUCAAACACCAUGCUCUUCUCCCCUCACGACGUGGAGAAUAUUUUCAGUCGUAUUGUGGACAUUCACGAAGUGACGGUGAAGCUGUUGGGCUUGAUUGAAGAUACGGUGGAGAUGACUGAUGAAGGGAGUCCUCAUCCGCUGGUGGGCAGCUGUUUUGAAGAUCUCGCUGAGGAGCUGGCCUUUGACCCCUACGAGACGUAUGCACAGGACAUCCUACGCAGCGGCUUCCAUGACCACUUCCUGAGUCAGCUCUCCAAACCCGGAGCGGCCAUUUACCUGCAGUCAAUCUGUGAAGGUUUCAAAGAGGCGGUGCAGUAUGUGUUACCACGGUUACUGCUGACACCUGUGUACCACUGUCUUCAUUACUUUGAGAUUUUAAAGCAACUGGAGGAGAAGAGUGAAGAUGAGGAGGAUAAAGAGUGUUUGAAACAGGCCAUCACAGCACUGCUGAACCUACAGAGCAGCAUGGAGAGAAUCUGCUCCAAGAGUCUGGCCAAGAGACGACUCAGCGAGUCGGCGUGCCGCUUCUACAGUCAGCAGAUGAAGGGGAAACAUCUGGCCAUCAAGAAGAUGAAUGAGAUUCAGAGGAACAUUGAUGGUUGGGAGGGGAAAGACAUUGGCCAGUGCUGCAAUGAGUUCAUCAUGGAGGGGACACUCACCAGGGUGGGCGCCAAACACGAGCGCCAUAUCUUCCUGUUCGAUGGCCUGAUGAUCUGCUGCAAGUCCAACCACGGCCAGCCACGUCUACCAGGAGCCAGUGCAGCAGAGUACCGACUCAAGGAGAAGUUCUUCAUGAGGAAGGUCCAGAUAAACGAUAAGGAUGAUAAAGAGGGUGAGUAUCGUCAUGCGUUUGAAAUCAUUCUGAAAGAUGGGAACAGUGUGGUGUUUGCAGCGAAAUCAGCAGAAGAGAAAAACGGCUGGAUGGCGGCGCUGAUCUCAUUGCAGUAUCGCUCCACGCUGGAGCGCAUGCUCGACACGGCCAUGCUUCAGGAGGAGAAGGAAGAGCAGAUGAGGCUUCCAGGAGCAGAAGUAUAUCGCUUCGCUGAGCCCGACUCGGAAGAGAAUGUCGUAUUUGAGGAGAAUGUUCAGUCCAAGUCUGGUAUUCCCAUCAUCAAAGCUGGAACUGUGCUGAAACUCAUCGAGAGACUGACCUUCCACAUGUAUGCCGAUCCCAAUUUCGUCCGGACGUUUCUGACGACGUACCGAUCAUUCUGUAAACCUCAAGAGCUGCUGGAUCUGCUCAUGGAGAGGUUUGAAAUUCCAGAACCGAAGCCCACAGAAGCAGAUCAGAUGGCUCUGGAGAACGGUGAUCAGCCACUGAGUGCAGAACUCAAACGAUUCCGCAAAGAGUUUGUGCAACCUGUACAGCUCAGGGUGUUGAAUGUGUGCAGGCACUGGGUCGAGCAUCAUUUCUAUGAUUUUGAGAGAGAUGCGCAGUUGCUACGGCGACUAGAAGAGUUUAUCGGGAUGGUCAGAGGUAAGGCCAUGAGGAAGUGGGUGGAGUCCAUCACUAAAAUCAUCCAGAGGAAGAAACAGGCUCAAGCGAAUGGCCUGAGUCACAACAUCACGUUCGAGAGCUCGCCGCCGCCCAUCGAGUGGCACCUCUGUAAAGCCGGGCAGACCGAUCAGUUUGACCUUAUGACCCUUCACCCCAUAGAGAUCGCCCGACAGCUCACACUCCUUGAGUCGGAAUUCUACAGGGCGGUUCAGCCAUCAGAGUUGGUCGGCAGCGUUUGGACUAAAGAAGACAAAGAAAUCAACUCGCCGAACCUGCUGCGGAUGAUCCGUCACACGACUAACCUCACACUGUGGUUUGAGAAGUGCAUCGUAGAAACGGAGAAUGUGGAAGAGCGCGUGGCCGUGGUGUCGCGUAUCAUAGAAAUUCUCCAGGUGUUUCAGGAGCUGAAUAACUUUAAUGGCGUUCUGGAGGUGGUGAGCGCCAUGAACUCCUCUCCUGUGUACAGACUCGAUCACACGUUUGAGCAAAUCCCGAGCAGACAGAGGAAGACUCUCGAGGAAGCUCAUGAACUAAGUGAAGAUCAUUAUAAGAAGUAUUUGGUCAAACUCCGAUCCAUCAACCCGCCCUGUGUGCCGUUCUUCGGCAUUUAUUUAACAAAUAUUCUGAAAACGGAGGAGGGGAAUCCGGACUUCUUAAAGAGACACGGCAAAGAGCUCAUCAACUUCAGUAAACGACGGAAAGUGGCGGAAAUCACGGGUGAAAUCCAGCAGUAUCAGAACCAGCCGUACUGCUUACGUGUGGAGAGCGACAUACGGAAAUACUUUGAGAAUUUGAAUCCAAUGGAUGACAUGACAGAGAAAGAGUUUGCCGACUACCUGUUUAACAAAUCUCUGGAGAUUGAGCCGCGUAACGCUCGUACGCUGCCGCGAUUUCCGAAGAAAUACAACUGUCCUCUGAAGUCACCCGGUGUUCGUCCAUCCACCGUGCGCCAGGGUACGAUGCGCCACCCAACGCCACUGCAGAAUGAGCCACGUAAGAUCAGUUACAGCCGGAUCCCAGACAGUGAGACAGAGAGCAGUGCUGCAUCUGCGCCGAACUCCCCCCGCACACCGCUCACACCACCUCCUGCGUCUGCCGCAUCCAGCUCCACUGAGAUCUGCAGCGUGUUCGACUCACCACAGGGACCAUCAAGCCCCUUUCACUCCAACAGCGACACAAUAUUUGCCCCGGUCACGCUACCACAUGGCCCACGAUCAUCUUCCGUGUCGUCUAUGGUGGGAUUCCUGCGGUGUGAUGAUACUCCUGUACCUCCACCCGUCCCUCCUCGCCGCCGCCCAGAGUCUGCCCCCGCUGAGUCAUCGCCCUCAAAGAUGAUGUCAAAGCAUUUGGACAGUCCGCCUGCGAUUCCUCCACGCCAACCCACCACGAAGGUUUACUCGCCACGUUACUCGCUCACAGAGCCACCCGACAGCCCCCCCACCCUGCCUCCACGGGAACCGGUGAGAACGCCGGAUGUCUUCUUGAGCUCCCCCCUUCACCUGCAGCCGCCCCCGCAGGGCCGACGCUCCGAACUGAGUCAGACCUUCUUCCCCCCCUCACCCUUCAGUCCACUCCCCCCACAAACCCCGUCACCGCUGGGACCGCGCAGACACCUGCCCUCCCCCCCGCUGCAGCCCCUGGACUGUGACCCGCCACAGGGGGUCGCCGGACCGCCUGUACCACCACGACAGAGCACGUCCCAGUCGCCCAUCCCCAAACUCCCACCCAAGACCUACAAAAGGGAGUCGGCUCACCCGUUCGUGCAUCGCGACGGCCCGCCCCUCCUGGAGAACGCAAACCCUUCAUAGAGGACGACACACAACGGACUGCAGCAGAACAAUGCAGAACGCUCAAAGAUAAUUUAAAAGCCAGUGUUGGAACUUACCAGACAAAAACGAAACAAAACAAACUUAUAGCGUCAUUCCCAGACGAUUGUGUUUUCAUAAAGUGCAAAUCACGAUGAGAUUUCCUGACCCUGUUCGGGGAAUUCUGUGUAUUUUUUAUUUUUUUUGUCUUUCGUGUGGCUGUUGUUUGUUUUGUCUUCGUUUCGUGUUUGUUUCAGUUCAUUUCAAUGGUUUUGUUUCUGUUUGGGCUUCUUUUCGUCCAAGUGUUUGGCUGCUUUCCCCCCUGCACACAGCCAAACGCUAGACAAAUGAAUUGAGAAACAAACACAGAAACCUGCUGG